This is a messenger RNA of Onychomys torridus (southern grasshopper mouse), 2974 nucleotides long. RefSeq names its product zinc finger protein 76 (gene Znf76). NCBI's taxonomy places the organism in Eukaryota, Metazoa, Chordata, Mammalia, Rodentia, Cricetidae. Gene Ontology annotation, biological process: regulation of transcription by RNA polymerase II. Gene Ontology annotation, molecular function: DNA-binding transcription factor activity, RNA polymerase II-specific; RNA polymerase II cis-regulatory region sequence-specific DNA binding. The transcript has 15 exons. The coding region runs from base 554 to 2266 and encodes 570 amino acids. The record is from RefSeq and is a predicted model, not a curated record.
GCCCCGGCGGCCCGCAGUGAGGGAAGCAGGGGCGGAGCUCCGAGAGGCUCGCCCGAGGAGACUUGGCGGCCCGGGCUCCGGGGCCCGGGAACCGGGAUAAAGCAGGCCGGCCGCCGCGGCGGAGGGGGGCGGGCUGGAGCGUGGCCCCGCGCUGGUCAUCCGGGUUCCGGGGCCCGGCGGAGGCCGCGCCGGGAGCGAGAGGGAAGUGCGGCCGCCCUGGAACCUGGAUAUCGCGCGAGGCAAGCCGCGCGCGGGCGGGCGGGCUAUGGCGCAGGCGGGUUGCGGGGCCGGCGCUGGUGGCGGGGCCCGGUGCAUGGCGGUCUGUCGGCGGAGUCGCCCUCGGGGGCUGUCAGCCUCAGCCCUGAUACAGUGAUCGCACAGCUCCAAGAUCCCCACAGUCCCCAGUGACCCCUAAACUACCCUCUGCGGACACCCUUCAAAGCUCUCCUGGCUACUGCAAAUCAGACCCCAUUGGUGACCCAGAAGGAAAUCUCUGACCUCAGUGGUGGCCAGAAGCCAACUUCAUGUCUGAAGGCACAAGCGGCCGUUUGUCAUGGAAAGCUUGGGGCUGCAGACGGUGACCCUCAGUGACGGGACGACAGCCUAUGUCCAGCAAGCUGUCAAAGGGGAGAAGCUGCUUGAAGGGCAAGUGUUCCAACUGGAAGACGGGACCACUGCGUACAUUCACCAGGUGACGAUACAGAAAGAGUCUUUCUCCUUUGAGGAUGGUCAGCCUGUGCAGCUGGAGGAUGGCAGCAUGGCCUACAUACACCACACACCCAAAGAGGGCUAUGACCCCAGCGCCCUGGAAGCUGUCCAGCUGGAAGAUGGCUCCACCGCCUACAUCCAUCACCCCGUGUCUGAGCCGUCCGACAGCACCAUCCUGGCUGUGCAAACAGAGGUGGGCUUGGAGGACCUGGCCGCAGAGGAUGAAGAGGGCUUCAGUGCAGACACAGUGGUGGCCUUGGAGCAAUAUGCAAGCAAGGUUCUGCAUGACAGCUCGGCUCCCCAUAAUGGCAAAGGGCAGCAGGUCGGAGACAGAGCUUUCCGGUGUGGCUACAAGGGUUGUGGACGUCUCUACACCACCGCCCAUCACUUAAAGGUACACGAACGAGCUCACACGGGUGACCGUCCAUACAGGUGUGACUUCCCCAGCUGUGGAAAGGCCUUUGCCACAGGCUAUGGGCUGAAAAGUCACGUCCGUACUCAUACGGGUGAGAAACCGUACAAGUGCCCAGAAGAGCUGUGUGGCAAAGCCUUCAAGACCUCAGGAGACCUGCAGAAGCAUGUCCGGACACACACAGGUGAACGCCCGUUCCGGUGUCCUUUCGAGGGCUGUGGCCGCUCCUUCACCACCUCAAAUAUCCGCAAGGUACAUGUGCGCACCCACACAGGCGAGCGACCCUACACCUGCCCCGAGCCCCACUGCGGCCGUGGCUUCACCAGUGCCACCAACUACAAGAACCACGUGCGCAUCCAUACAGGGGAGAAGCCAUACGUUUGCACGGUGCCAGGCUGUGGGAAGCGCUUCACUGAGUAUUCGAGCCUGUACAAGCACCACGUGGUGCACACACACUGCAAGCCCUAUACGUGCAGUAGCUGCGGCAAGACCUACCGGCAGACCUCCACCCUGGCCAUGCAUAAGCGCAGCGCGCACGGGGAGCUGGAGGCCACCGAGGAGAGCGAGCAGGCCCUGUACGAGCAGCAGCAGCUGGAGGCUGCCUGUGCUGCUGAGGAAAGCCCACCAACCAAACGAGCCCACAUUACCUACCUUUCGGAGGUAAAGGAAGAGAGCAGAGACAUCCCAACCCAAGUAGCCAUGGUGACAGAGGAAGAUGGGGCCCCCCAGGUGGCUCUGAUCACUCAGGAUGGUGCCCAGCAGGUCAGCCUGUCCCCGGAAGACCUGCAGGCCCUGGGCAGUGCCAUCAGUGUGGUGACCCAGCACGGUAGCACCACCCUCACCAUCCCCAGUCAUCCUGACGAACUGGCCACAGCUGGCACACAUACCGUCACCAUGGUCAGCGCCGAUGGCACCCAGACGCAGCCCGUCACAAUCAUUACCUCCGGGGCCUUGGUCACCGAGGACUCAAGUGUAGCAUCUCUUCAUCAUCAACAGGUGGCGCUAUUGGCCACAGCCAACGGAACGCACAUCGCAGUGCAGCUGGAGGAGCAGCAGACCCUGGAGGAGGCCAUCAGCGUGGCCACUGCUGCCAUACAGCAAGGGGCUGUGACCCUGGAGACCACCGUAGCGGAGAGCGGUUGCUGAGCCCAAGUCGACUGGUCCCCACACAGCACUGGAGAAGGUGCCAUACUCUCAGGCGGCCCUGCCUCGGGGGGCCCUGGCUGUGGCUGACCCCAAGAAGAUGGCCACAUAGGCCUCCGGGAUGAGAAGGCGGCAGGAAAAUGACCUCUGAUGGACAGGGCUGUGGGCCACACCCAAGAUGAGCGUCAGGCAGUGGGCAUUGGGGGCCGAGGACAACCAGUGUGCUGCUCACCAGGCUGCCCCGGACACCUGCAUCCCUCCACUGAGGGAUAUUCGCUUCUGUCCACUCCUUUCUCAGAGACGGGCACUAGGUGGAUGAGGACUGGCCUCCACCCUGACUGACUGGUCUACCACCAGGGGAAAGGUAGACAGUUCUUCAGCCCAGCGCCUCCCAGCAAUAACCACCUCCUGGGGGUAGGGUGGCCAAGAUGCCUAGCCACUUGGUACCAGGAACUUCCUGCCACCACAGUCAGAAUUAAUUCCUCAGGGGCCUGUGGCUGGAGUAGGUUCCCAGGCCGUGGCUCCCCAGUGGCUCUUCACUCUGUCCAUGGCAGAGAGACAGAGAAUGGCCUGUACCUAGACUGCUGGGGUCGGGUUUAAUUUGUUUUGUGGUUUAGUUUUUUAAUUCUAUUUUGAUAAUUAUUUUUUUUCCUGCUCUGGGUGGUGGCAGCAAACGGGUGAAUGAUAUUUAAUAAAAGUUGCAAGUUUCCA